This is a messenger RNA of Amphiprion ocellaris (clown anemonefish), 6805 nucleotides long. It is a transcript of the gene usp13, whose product is annotated as ubiquitin specific peptidase 13. Gene Ontology annotation, biological process: protein deubiquitination. Bases 227 to 2818 code for a protein of 863 amino acids. The transcript has 21 exons. Gene Ontology annotation, molecular function: cysteine-type deubiquitinase activity; zinc ion binding; protein binding. The record is from RefSeq and is a predicted model, not a curated record. NCBI's taxonomy places the organism in Eukaryota, Metazoa, Chordata, Actinopteri, Pomacentridae.
AAACAACCCAACAGACCAAAACAAAAGGAGCGGCUCCAUGCGUCCAGCAGCAGCAGCAGCAGUAGCAGCCUCCGCCCUCAGCAGCGAUAUUUUUAUGGUUCACAGCGUCACAGCCCCCCGGCCGGAGGAAUGUAGAGACGGACCGCUUUAAAAAUAGCAUCCUCCGCUGUGACCCGCCGCUCCGGAGGCUGCGCCGCACUGUGGUGCCAGAAGCAGGAAUGCGAAGAUGGCUGCAGACCUCGGAGAGCUGCUGGUCCCCUACAUGCCCACCAUCAGGGUGCCCCGGACCGGAGACAGGGUCUUCAAGAGCGAGUGCGCCUUCUCUUUCGACUCCCCGGAGUCUGAGGGAGGCCUGUAUGUGUGCAUGAACACAUUCCUGGGCUUCGGACGGGAACAUGUGGAGAGACAUUAUCGCAAAACCGGACAGAGUGUCUACAUGCACCUCAAACGACACGUCAAAGAGAAAGCCACAGGAGCUGCAGGGGGCGCUAUCCCCAGACGCAGGAACGGAAAAGUGUUUCUAGAUUUAGAGCUAAACCGCGACUUUAACGGAGAGGACUAUGAGUACGAAGACGAGGCCAAGCUGGUCAUUUUUCCAGACCACUUCGAGAUCCCGUUACCAAAUAUUGAGGAGCUGCCGGCUCUGGUGACCAUCGCCUGCGAUGCUGUGCUCAACGCACCGUCGGCCUAUAAGAAGCAGGAGCCAGAGUCGUGGGAGGAGGAGAUCCAGGUCUCCAGACAUGCCAGGAGCCUCCGACAGCUGGAUAACGGCGUCCGAAUCCCACCCAGCGGCUGGAAAUGUCAGAAAUGCGAGUUGAGGGAGAACCUGUGGCUGAACCUGACGGACGGAGCGGUGCUUUGUGGGAAAUGGUUCUUCGAUGGGAGUGGAGGCAACGGCCACGCUCUGGAGCACUACAGGGAAACCAACCAUCCGCUGGCCGUCAAGCUGGACACCAUCACCCCAGACGGAGCAGAUGUCUAUUCAUUCGAGGAGGAGGAAGCUGUGCUGGAUCCUCACAUAUCAGAGCACUUGUCACACUUUGGAAUAGACAUGCUGCAGAUGCAGAAACGAACAGAGAACGGCCACCACACAGACAACAACUCCAGGCCGAGGGUCAGCGAAUGGGAGGUGAUCCAGGAGUCGGGAAUGAAGCUGAAGGCGGUUUUCGGUUCUGGUUACACAGGAAUCAAAAACCUGGGAAACAGCUGCUACCUGGGAACAGUCCUGCAGGUCCUCUUCAGCAUCCCAGACUUCCAGAGGAUGUAUGUGGGAAAUCUGCAGAGGAUAUAUGACUAUUCACCUCUUGACCCCACCCAGGACUUCGCCACACAGAUGGCUAAACUGGGACACGGACUGCUCUCAGGCCAGUACGCCAAACCGCCCAUGAAAUCUGAGCUCAUUGAACAGGUGAUGAAAGAAGAAUACAAGGUAUUAAACUGGCAGCAGCAGAAAGGUGUCUCUCCGCGGAUGCUGAAGUCUUUGGUCAGCAGAGGACAUCCAGAGUUUUCCUCCAACAGACAACAAGAUGCUCACGAGUUCCUGCUGCACAUCAUCAACCUGGUGGAGAGGAACAGCGCAGGAUCAGAGAAUCCGAGCGACGUUUUCCGUUUCCUGGUGGAGGAGCGAGUUCAGUGCUGCCAGACUCGUCGGGUUCGUUACACUCAGCGGGUGGAUUAUUGCAUCCAGCUGCCGGCUCCCAUCGAGGCGGCCACUAACCGAGAGGAGCUGCUGGCGUACGAAGCCAAGCGUAAGGAGGCUGAGGAGAACAUGAGGGCUCCUCCAGAACCAGUCAGAGCUCGAAUCCCGUUCACCGCCUGCCUGCAGGCCUUCACAGAACCCGAAAACGUCCCCGACUUCUGGAGCUCAGCGCUGCAGGCCAAGUCAGCGGGAGUCAAAACUUCCCGUUUCGCUUCGUUCCCAGAAUACCUGAUUGUGCAGGUCAAGAAAUUCACAUUCGGAGUCGAUUGGGUGCCCAAAAAGCUAGACUUGGCCAUAGAGGUUCCAGACUUCCUGGAUCUGAACCGGCUCCGAGCCACCGGGCUGCAGGCCGGUGAAGAGGAGCUGCCGGACCUCAUGCCUCCCAUCGUGUUACCUGAAGACACCAGAGAUAACUCCAUGAGCUCCAUAGACUCGCCAGAAAUAGACGAGGCGGCCGUGAUGCAGCUGGCGGAGAUGGGAUUCCCUCUGGAGGCCUGCAGGAAGGCGGUUUACUACACGGGCAACAUGGGCCCCGAGAUGGCCUUCAACUGGAUCAUAGCACACAUGGAGGAGCCCGACUUUGCGGAGCCUCUCCUGCUGCCCUCCAUGAUGGAUCCCGGCCCGUCCACCAGCGACAGCCCCGUCGGCGCCGCCCCGCUGGGCAGCUCGCCCCCCGAGGAGAGCAUCGCCAUCCUCACUUCAAUGGGCUUCCCUCGCAACCACAGCAUCCAGGCGCUCAAAGCCACGAACAACAACCUGGAGCGAGCCCUGGACUGGAUCUUCACCCACCCGGAGGAGGAGGAGAGCGACGCCGUUUCAGACAUGGCCGACACGGAGCCCAACGACAACGCCUUCUCCAACGCUAACUCUCACAGCGACUCCACGCUGUCUCCGGACCGAGACACGACGGGCCCCCGGGUCAAGGACGGACCAGGAAGAUACGAGCUGUUUGCCUUCAUCAGCCACAUGGGAGCAUCAACGAUGUCCGGACAUUACGUUUGUCACAUCAAGAAGGAGGGAAGGUGGGUGAUCUACAACGACCACAAAGUGUGUUUGUCAGAACGGCCUCCUAAAGACUUGGGCUACGUCUACUUUUACCAUCGACUGUCGAGCAGCUAAACUGGAACUGCCGCAGCCUUUAAAUAAAACGCCGUCUUUGGCCCGGAGACCGGCUCACGACUGUAAUAACGAUGGAAACAACCUCUCAGACCAGCGGCCUGCCUUAUCGCCACGUCCUCCAGGAGCAACCAGGAAACUCUGGUCAGAAAAGGGAAAGCAGCGAGCUUGUCGUGCAUCUGUGUUACGCUUUAAAUGUAUAUUUCAGUGUUUAUGUCUCUCUAAAAAAGAAGAAGAUAAAAAGAAAACAGCGUAGGUACAGAGGGGUUUGUGCAAUUUCUACUUCAGGAGUCGGUAAGCUAACGUCACAUAUCAGAUCUCACUGUUCCUCCGCUCUGCCUUCGGCUGCUAUUUUCAAAGUGGUACAUUUUAUAAAUGUGUGUUUGACCCAAAAUGCUCCGAAACAGCAAAUGAGUAACUGCUGUGCUGCUCUGCAUUCGACUUUGAGAGAGUUUUUCACCCCCUGGAAACUGAAAGGACAAGAACAAGGAAGUAGUUUUGGUUGGUUACUGAUGGAGAUGUGGGUUUGAGAAUGAAGGAGCAGGUUGUAUUUGAAUAUUUACAGUAUUACAGGCUAAAUACUGCCCCAGAAAGUAUUAUUUCCUUCUCUGAAAGCACUUUUUCGCUAAAACAAGCUGCAGCAGAAGUGGACUUUAUAUCUUCACCACCUAUGAGCGAUUGAAUGUGAUUUAAUCUUCAGUCCUGUUGAACCUGUUAACCCUUGAAGUAUUCGUUCAUCUCAUUUCAUGUACAGAAAACACUUUUUUUAUUCCUUAUUUUUGCCCACAUCGCAGAAUAUUUGCUUUAACUCGGCUGCAGCUGCUCCUCUCCAGUUCCUUCAUCACUCUGACAGAUUCAGACUGCGACCCCAAAGUUAAAAUGAAUGUUUUUCCUUUUUCCUGAUGUGUUUUUUAAAAAAAUUAUUUACAGGUUAGUCAUCAGGAGUAUUUUCAGAGCAAUAUGCACUUCAACCAGAUCUACUCGUGAACCCACCGUUCGAUAGAAGCGUCUCUACAAUGUACGUACGUGUACAGCGCUGAAUGUGACAAAAAUAGGUAAAAUUACCCCAGAGACUAAAAAAUGCUGUAAAAAUGAUGCAAUAUUGCCACAAAAUUGGUGAAAUUACAUCAGAUAAAUGCAAAAUCACUACAAAAAUACAUAAAAUUUCCACAAAAAGAGGCAAAAUAACUAUAAAGAGAUGCAAAAAUUACCACAAAAAGACACAAAGUUAGGACAAAAAUAGGCAAAACUACCCCAGCGACUAAAAGUUGCUGUAAAAACAAUGCAAUAUUGCCACAAAAUGGGAAAAAUUACUACAAAUAAUCACAAAAUCACCACAAAAAUACACAAAAUUUCCACAAAAAGAUGCAAAAUUGUCACAAAGAAACAAAAUCACCACAAAAAUACACAAACUUUCCACAAAAAGAGGCAAAAUUUCCCUAAAAAGAUGCAAAAAUUACCACAAAAAGACACAAAAUCAGCAAAAAAACUUAAAAUUUUGUGCAAUUGCAACAAAAUAGGUGAAAUUACUACAAAUCACAAGAAAAAUAUGCAAAAUUUCCACAGAAAUAUAGGCAAAAUUACUGCGACAACUAAAAAUCACUGCAGAAAAGAUAUAAAUUCACAACAAUAAAGGCCAAAAUGGACAAAAACUGCAACCAAAUCAGUUUUACAUCCAUUGGGGUGUAACAGCCUGAAGACUAAAUCUGUCUUUUUAUUAUGGGAUGUGUCUUGGGGGGUAUUUCACCACUAAAAUGAAUGUUUUUCUUUUUCCAGACCAUCAGGAGUUUUUUCAGAGCAAUAUGAACCAGAUCUACUGGUUGGAUAGAAGCGUCUCUGAAAUGUACGUACGUGUGCAGCGCUGAAUGUAAACCUUUAUGGUGCUCACUGCAAACAAACUGCUUUAACUGGACGUUUAAAAUCGAUUCAGGAUCAAUUUAAUCUGCGUAACUCGUGCUUGUGAUCGUCAACAACAUCUCAACAUCUGGAUUCUUUCUGUUUACAGCCAAGGAUGUAUAAACUAAACGUAAACUGGACUGGAAAUGGUUUUAUUAUUAUUGUUGUUAUUGUUGCAUCUCAAAAGAUAAAGAACAAGCAUGUUGUGUGUUAAUUUGCUGGUGAAACUGCCUUUCAUUCAUUAAUGCACUGACAGGUGCUUAUUUAAAGAGGAGCUCUGCUGAAAAUAGACUCUCCAAAAGCAGGUUUUCUGUUUUGUUCUUGGCUCAAUAAAUGGUAUUUCUUAAGAAAAAUGAAGAAACUCUGUUAAAAUAGUGUCUGGAAAAUGAUUUCUUCUUCAGAAUAGCUGUCGAUAAUGUCAGAAAAAGUCACUAUAGUGUCUGUUCUGGAAGGAUAAUAUGGAAAUAUUUAAAUUAAUGUUCAUUUUUGAGAAUAAACUCACCUAGAGACUAGAAAUUGCUGCAAAAAUGAUGCAAUGUUGCCACAAAAUGGGUGAAAUUCCUACAAGUAGUCACAAAAUCAUCACAAAAAUACAUAAAAUUUCCACAAAAAGAUGUAAAAUUGCAACAAAAUUGCCACAAAAUGAGGUAAAAUAACAAUAAAAAGAUGUAAAAAUUGCCACAGAUUAAAAAUCACUGCAAAAAAGGUUAAAAUUAUUAUAAAAACAUGCAAAAAUAGGACAAAAACAGGCAAAACUACCCCAAGACUAAAAAUUGCUGCAAAAACGAUGCAAUAUUACCACAAAAUGGGUGACAUUGCUACAAAUAAUCACAAAAUCACCAUAAAAAUACACAAAAUUUCCACAAAAGGAUGCAGAAUUACCACAAAAAUACACAAAAUUUCCACAAAAACUGCAAAAUUGCAACAAAAACACAAAAUUUACACAAAAGAGGCAAAAUUGCCACAAAAAUGGGUGAAAUAGCUGCAAAUAAUCACAAAAUCACAAAAAUACACAAAUUUUAUACAAAGAGAUGCAAAAUUGCCACAAAAAUACAAAAAAAUCCAUAAAAAUGCAAGAUUGCCACAAAAUGCGUGAAAUUACUACAACUAAUCACAAAAUCAUCACAAAACACACAAAAUUUUCUUUAAAAAAGAGGCAAAAUAACCAUACAAAGAUGCAAAAAUUACCACAAAAAGACACAAAAUUUCCUCAAAACAAUAAGACACAAAAUCAACAGAAAAACUACAAAUUUGGUGCAAUAUUACCACAAAAUGGGUGAAAUUACUACAAAUAAUCACAAAGAUACACAAAAUUUCCACAAAAAGAUGCAACAUUGUCACACAAACACAAAACGAAAACAAUUUCUUCACAGUAUCUAUCAAUAAUAUCAGAAAAAGUCACUGGAGUUUGUCUUCUGGAGGAUAAUAUGGCAACAUUUCAAUGACUGUUUGUUUUGGAGAAUAAACUGGUGUUUCUGCAGGUCUCUCCUUUAACAACACUGUGCCUGGACUUCUAUCAGAUCUCAGCCUCUUACCUGACAAACUGCUGCACUGUUAAAAACACUGAACGUCUUCUAUGCAAGUCUUGUGUUUCUGCUCGUCCUCACCGGACCUCUGGGUGUUUUUCUGAAGAUGCUUCGUCUCAAACGUGUUCAGAUUUUCAUUUUUGUUGCCGCCGGUUCGUCUUUUCUGUCUCGGCUUUCCCUCCGGCUCGGUCUCUUCCGUUGUUCACGGUUCGGUUCACCACAAAAGGCCUCCUUCACUGUCAGCAUGUGCACUAGACGUUGACAUUUAGUCAUUUUGGAUUGUACAAUUGUACUUCUGUUUUUUUUCAUUUAACUAAAAAAAAAAGGUUCUUCAUCUGUUUUUACUCUGCUGCCUUUUUUUUUUUUUUUUGCAAAAACACAUUUGUGCCAAUUCUGUAGUUUUCAUGAUCUAGUUUUCCUGAAGGGAAAAAUAUUUUACGUUGACUUUUGUAAUGUUUCUCCAAAUACGGCUUCGGUGUCUAUGAGUAGAGUGGUGGCAGUUCAGUAACCCAGUGGCACUGUUUACUACAAUGUUUGGAUAAUUUAAUAAACUACACCUUUGGUGAAA